This is a messenger RNA of Trichobilharzia regenti, 791 nucleotides long. The record is from the annotation of a GenBank genome assembly. Lineage: Eukaryota; Metazoa; Platyhelminthes; Trematoda; Strigeidida; Schistosomatidae.
CGUGUACAACUGUUCAUAUUACUAGAAUCCAAAGCUGAAACCAUCUUGUCUUGGGACGACAAAUUAAAUUUUAGAUACUCUAUAUCCUUGCAGAAAGAUCGCAUGCCUAUCAUGCCUUCAUGUUUAAUCAUGAGUUGACCCCAGUUAGAGAACAACCAGGGAGUACUGGAUUUCUGUUUCGUUAUUGUCUAGGACUCGAUCAGCACGCACCCAUAAUCCUACCGUGGAUCGAAUCCAGGACCUUCAGGUUAGGAGGCGAGCUCGUUCACUAUUGUGCCUCUCGGAUUGAGUCAAAUAACCUAUCAACUCUAGCUUCUGCAAAUUCGUGCUUUAUAGUGAUGUUAUCUAAUGAAGAACAAGCAGUUAUGCGAAAUCUGCCAGCUCUUGUAGCAGAUUUAGAAAGUAUGGAUAUUAUUGACCAUUUGACUGCAACUACACCUCCAUCAAUUACACCAGCUGAUUAUGAAUCAAUCAUAGCAACAUCUCAAAGAGAGGGUAGAAGAGCAGGUGUUCGAUGCUUAGUGGCCUGUCUGUUACGUCGUACUGACAGCUCAAAAGUAUUUCAGUCUUUUAUUAAUAUCCUAAAAGAAGAUUAUCGUCAUUUAUCAGAUCUUUUGAGCAGUACAUAUGAAAGCCUGAAAGGUUCCAACGAAAAAGAUGAAUCAGACUUUGGUACUACUGCAAGUUCUAUUUCUCUGCAUUCUGAUGCUGUUGUCAAAGCUAACGAUCCAACUGGGAUAAUAACACCCUGUCAAUUGGACUUGGACAUUCUGAGUAUGAUACCAUAUUGA